CGUACAUGCUUACAAAAAUUUAAUAGAAAAUGGCAAACUCUUGAAUGGGUUGUUUACAAAAAGAUUGAAAUUCUGAAAUAUACUUUCAAUAAGUGCAAUAUGCCUCCCAAAAACAAGCGACAAUUAGCUGCAAUAAAAUGUUGGCAGAAAAGAGCCGUUAAAAACGAAGUUAAAACAAACAAAAGUCGGUUUGUUUCCGGUUGGCCAAGGACCGCGCCAACUCAAGACCCACUUCCGGAAUCCACCACCGUUCACAACCUAACGGGACCACUACUGGAAGUACUCAAAGAGGAGGAUCCCCUGCCGCUCGUCCCACCCGUCACGCGCCAACCCUUGAGCGAAGUCUUGCUCGUAAUUGAGGAACCAAACCCGGAACCAACCAACCCAACCGGAGCCGAUCCCAUCCCGGAAGUUGCCCGCUUCUGUUCCCUCUGUCUGCGCCCGUGCACCUCCGACCAGGUGGUCGAAUUCACCGCCGAACCCAGCUGGAACUGUCUGGAUGUGGCGAGCGGCCGGGACAAGUUGGCGCUACUUUUGGGCGUGGAUAUUGAGCUUGAGCGGUGUCCCGUUUGCCGGUCCUGCUGGACCAUGUUGGAAACGUUCGUGGACUUCCGGGAAGGGUGCCUGAAGGCGGCUGCUUGGAGGGCGCGAUUUUCGUUUGGGUUGGACGGGGUUGGAGACGAUUGGCUGUCCAAGGAUCAGCUGGAGACAAUGCAAUGGACGCGGAAGGUGGUUCAGGAACACGUCGAACGCAUUGAAAUGGCCGAGGUUGAGGCGCGGAACAGACAGGAUUUGGGCGCGAAUGAGUUGCCGGAGGAGAAGCCAGGGCUGGAAGAUGAGCAGGAUUGGGUGGAGGACGCAAGCUGUCCAGAUUCACCGGAACGGCUUAACGAGACCGCAGAAAUCGUGGAGAAAAUGGAAAUAACCGGAUUUAGCUGCGCAAAAUGCAAGCGAAAAUUUGAAACUAAAGCUGGCGCCUCAAUUCACUUUGAGUAUUGUAAAAAGCCGCCCAGAAAGAAGCCACUCGCCGCGAAGCUGCACACGUGCUCGGUCUGUUCGGCCAAUUUUACGCAGGCCUACAGGUUGGAAGAGCACCUCAAUAGGCACUCGGGAAUCAAGCCAUACUUGUGCCGCAAGGGAAUCUGUAACAAACCUAUGUACGGAAAGUGUCAACGAAGAAAACACGAAAAAAAUUGUAAGGGAGUUGAUUCGUCAAAUCCAAACGAUACUCCGGAAGCGUUAGACGUGGACAUCGCAUCCCUGAAAAAGCAACAAGAGAAAACAAUCUACUCGUGCGAAAAUUGCCCAAGAAGGUUCGACACCGAAGGAGGAUUGAAGAACCAUGCUUCAAGGUGCAAUGAACGUGUUGAGAGACGUAAAUUUCACACCUGCGAGAUCUGUUCGAUGGAAUUUCUCUAUCCUCAAACUCUUGAAGCGCACAUGAAUAAGCACAACGGAAUCAAACCGUACAAAUGUAAAAACGAAAGCUGCGGCAAGCACUUUUACGGAAAAGGUGAACUGUACCGGCACAACACGCUUUGCGGCAAGGACAAACCCAUCUGUCCGCUCUGUGGCGUCCAGCUGUCCUCGAAGGGAACGCUGAAGGCACACAUGGAAACCCACGCGGAAGAGCCCGUGGCCGGGUGUGACACGUGCGGUAAAAAGUUCAAAUCGUCAAAGAGUCUCAAGCGGCACCAGGCGGUCCACUCGGACGAGCGGAACUAUCCGUGCGGGGUGUGCGGCAAGGCGCUCAAGUCGGCGAAUGCACUGUACGUGCACCGGCGCAUUCACACGCAGGAAAAGCCGUACAGCUGCACCAUUUGCGGGCAAGGGUUUGCCUACAAAUGUUUGGUGAAGCCGCACAUGAAGAAGUGCCACGCGGAGGAGGGUUGAAGGGGUAUUUUUGUCUGUAAAUUUGAGCAAUAAAUGGUUUUGUU
This is a messenger RNA of Culex pipiens pallens (northern house mosquito), 1937 nucleotides long. RefSeq names its product zinc finger protein 660-like. NCBI's taxonomy places the organism in Eukaryota, Metazoa, Arthropoda, Insecta, Diptera, Culicidae. The record is from RefSeq and is a predicted model, not a curated record. Gene Ontology annotation, cellular component: nucleus. The transcript is spliced from 5 exons. Gene Ontology annotation, biological process: regulation of transcription by RNA polymerase II. Gene Ontology annotation, molecular function: zinc ion binding; RNA polymerase II transcription regulatory region sequence-specific DNA binding; DNA-binding transcription factor activity, RNA polymerase II-specific. The coding region runs from base 100 to 1893 and encodes 597 amino acids.